This is a messenger RNA of Paramacrobiotus metropolitanus, 2020 nucleotides long. RefSeq names its product vitamin D(3) 25-hydroxylase-like. Bases 331 to 1800 code for a protein of 489 amino acids. The record is from RefSeq and is a predicted model, not a curated record. The transcript has 6 exons. Gene Ontology annotation, molecular function: oxidoreductase activity, acting on paired donors, with incorporation or reduction of molecular oxygen, reduced flavin or flavoprotein as one donor, and incorporation of one atom of oxygen; iron ion binding; heme binding. Gene Ontology annotation, biological process: xenobiotic metabolic process. NCBI's taxonomy places the organism in Eukaryota, Metazoa, Tardigrada, Eutardigrada, Parachela, Macrobiotidae. Gene Ontology annotation, cellular component: intracellular membrane-bounded organelle; cytoplasm.
UUUAUGUUACUUAUCUUUAACCGCCAUGCACACGCUGCUUGGGUUGCAUUAAGCUGAUACCAUCACAAUUAAGCAUAUGGUUGCAUAUGAUGGUCUGGAUCAAGGUGUUUAUUUACUGGCUCAGUAUUCUGUAUAAUCAUUGGCAAAAUUAGAAAAUCAGUAUUGCUUAAGCCGCCGAUUUUAGUACGAAUAGUGAAAAGUGGAAUUUCCAAUACUGCGGUAUGUGCUACCGCUGUUAACAGCCGGAUCUAAAGGAAUUCUAAAUAUCUCGCAUCUAAAGGAAUUCAAUCUUUGAAAAGAAGGAAAUCCGCAUUUCGUGACUCGCCAGUCAUGGUUGCAAUUUGGAUAACACUGCUUAUUUUUCCGCUUGUAUACUGGAUUACAGCGCUGCUAAGAAGGAAAUCUGCGAAGUUACCUCCGGGGCCUAAAGGCUUACCUGUAGUUGGCAACUUGCCCUUUUUGACGUCCCGGCCAUCGGAACGCUUCCGGGAAUGGUCAAAGGAGUAUGGCGACGUGAUGGCUGUGCAGAUGGGUUACCGUACCAUGAUUGUCAUCAGCAAUGUGGACACGGCCAAGAGUCUCUUCAACGAUGACAACACAACCGGCCGGGAUCAGCAUUUUAUUCUCAACCGAAUUCUGAAUGGAAAAGGCUUGGUUCCGGCUGAAGGCGAAUUUUGGCGGGAACAGCGCCGUUUUGCCUUAACCACCCUGCGUGACCUUGGAAUGGGAAAGACGUGGCUGGAGGACAGUAUUCUGGACGGCAUCAACCAGGUGAAAACCAUCUUCGCCGGCAACCUCAACCGGCCCUUCGAUCCCAGUACCCACUUGACCUUAGCAAUCGCCAACGUCAUUUGCGCUUUAAUCUUUGGCCGACAGUAUGACCAUUCCGAUAAAGAGUUUCUGCAUCUGACCAGUCUCUUUGAAGAGAACAUCAACAUACUGAACACCAUUGCGCCCACACAAUUUCUACCGUUUCUGAAGUUCAUUCCAUUUGGGAAACUUCACACAGCACAAAACAGUCUGCUAGGGAAUUUUCAGCAGUUGUGGAAUUUUGGUAAGGCGCUGGUGAGAGAGCACACGGAGGAACGAAAAAGCGGACAGGAAAAAGGCGACUAUGUCGAUAAAUUUCUGUCUCUUCUGGAACAACAGAGAGGCAGCAGUAACACGACCUUUACCGAUGAGCAGCUGCUGGCGUCGGUGCUGAAUCUGUUUGCGGCGGGAACAGGAACGACACAUGCGACGAUAAUGUGGGGCAUUUUGCUCAUGAUUAUUCAUCCCGAUGUACAACAAAAAGUUCACGAGGAAAUCGAUGCAAAAAUUGGACGCAAUGAACCGAUCCGCAUGGAGCACCGAAGUUUAUUGCAUUAUACGGAUGCUGUAACAUUGGAAAUUCAGCGUUUCGCGACCGUUGCGCCGUUAGGUGUCCCGCAUAAUAACUUUGACGAAAUGACUGUCGAUGGCUUUGUUAUUCCAUCCCGAACACUGAUUAAUUUGAACAUUUACGGAUUGCACCGGAAUCCACGAUACUGGACACAUCCUUAUGAUUUCUAUCCAGAACAUUUCCUCGACGCUACUGGCUCGGUGUUUAUUCCCAAGGGAUUCGCCCCAUUCGGCAUUGGUAAACGUGCAUGCCUGGGAGAAUCCUUGGCGAAAAUGGAAAUCUACCUGAUCUUCGCCAAUUUAAUGCAGACAUUUCAUUUUUCUUCCGCACCUGGAAGUUGUCCAUCCACUGACCACUGCACCCAGACAUUCUUACGGUCACCGCUACCCUUCGACGUUAUAAUGACUUUGAGGGAAUAGCAACUAAGCUUCUCCGCUGCUCCAGUUUGUUUUACGUGGGAUUCGUAAAUGCAAACAAAUAAUGCAGUAUGAAUGAUGUACUGCUCUUCUACGAGCUCACAAUUUAUUUGUAGUGGAUAGUUCUCAAUGUGUUUGUAGUACGAUGGUUCACUGCCGUAGUGGAAACGGGGAGAUCUUAAGAGUCAUCAAUUUUAAUCAUUUAGUAAGAUCCAUUUUAUAA